AUGAACGAAAAUUAAUGGAUGAUUAGCCAAGCCCCUUGCUGGUUUAAGCUUAGUGAUAAAAAAGAGGAAAAGAAAUUGUUUUAUAAAGGAAGGAUAAAAGAAUCAACAGCUAAUUCUGAUCAAGUAUUGGUUUGUUAUGAAAAAGAUGAAUCAAACUAGGGAGAGGUUAUGAUAUCCAAACAAAAUAUUUUCCAAAGAGAUGAAAAUCAAUAAAAUUAGUUAUUUGAGGACAUGGUUAAUAUGGCAACAUUAAAUGAGUCUGAAUUAAUCAUCAACAUUUAGAAUAGAUACUCUCAAGAUUUAAUAUUCACAUAUAUAGGUCCUACUCUAAUAGUUAUGAACCCUUAUAAAAAACUAGAUGAGCAGUUUAGCCCCAAAGUUAUUUAGUCAAUUAAAGAUAAUUUAAAUUAGCAAAAGUAGCUCUUUAGCUUAUCUCAACAAAGUCCUCAUAUUUAUGCAAUAGCAGCUUUAUCUUUCAAGAAUUUAUUUUAGAACAAUAAAAAGCAAGCCAUAGUCAUUAGUGGAGAGAGUGGUGCAGGUAAAACUGAAAAUGCAAAAUAUGCUAUGAAGUUUUUAACUUAGCUAAGUAAUAAUUAAGAAUAGAGUUCAAAUAUAUAAAAAAGUGUAAUUAGUAUCGAAGAUCGUAUUCUUUCAUGCAAUCCUUUGUUAGAAGCGUUUGGUAAUGCAAAAACAGUUCGUAAUGACAACUCAAGUAGAUUUGGCAAAUAUGUUAAGAUUUUAGUAAAUAAAUAGUAAAGAAUAAUAGGAGCUUUCAUAACGAAAUAUUUGUUAGAAAAAAGUCGUGUCAUUCACUUAAGUGAGGGAGAAAGAAAUUAUCAUAUAUUUUAUCAUUUGCUAAUAGGAGGAGACAAAAAUAUUAUAUAAUAAGUCAGCUUAAGUGGAAAAAAGGUUGAAGACUUUGUUUAUUUAAACUAAAGUAGUUGUAGAAAUUUAGAAAAUAUGAAUGACUAGGAAAUGUUUUAGGGAAUUUUAGAUUCGCUAAGAAAAAUGAAUUUCUCAGAUAAUCUAGAGCUUUCAAUAUUUAAAUUACUUUCAGCAAUUUUGUAUUUGGGUAAUAUAGAAUUUGAUGACAAAGAAUAUGAUGUGAACACGCCUUGUAAAGUAUAAAAUGAAGAUAUGUUAUAAAUAGUAGCCACUUUAUUGUCAACAGAUAGCAAUCAACUUAAAGAAUCGUUUAUUAAAAAAGCCAGACAAACUCCUGGUUCAAUUAUAUAUUCUCCAGUAACAAAAAAUGAAUGCAUAAAUAAUAAAAAUACUCUCAGCAAAGCUCUUUACGAUAAAUUAUUUUCUUGGCUUGUAGGCAAAUUAAAUGAUGGAAUAAUACCUGAAGGCUAAGAUUUGCAGAAUUUAAAAAAUAGCGAUAUCUUAAAUAUUGGACUGCUGGAUAUUUUUGGAUUUGAAAAUUUCGAAUUAAACUCAUUUGAGUAAAUGUGCAUAAAUUACACAAACGAAUAUCUAUAAUAGUUGUAUAUAGCUUAUGUUUUCAAAAACGAAGAAAAGAUUUUCAUAGAAGACGGGCUUUCUAAAUAUCUUUCUAAUUUGAGUUACUAGGACAAUUAAGCCAUAUUAGAUUUAUUUGAUACUAACAGCGGAAUAUUUGCUCUUCUUAAUGAAAGUUGCUUAUUGAAAAACAGUACUGAUACUACUUUUUUAACAAAAAUAAAAGAAUAAAAUUAAAAUAAUAAAAAAUUGAUUUUUCCCAAGCUGAUAAAAUGUACUUUCACUAUAUGUCAUACUUAAAGCAAUGUUGAAUACAAUGUUGAAGGAUUUAGAGAAAAAAACAUGGAUGAAUUGAAUUAGGAGAUUUAGAAUUGCAUUUUAAACUCAAAAAAUUAAGAUAUUUUGGAAAUUUUUAGCUUUGAAGAACAGUCCAGUUAAGACAAAAGUAUGAAUAGUUAAUAAGGAAAAUUUGUUUCUAAUAACGCUAAAAAUAAGUAUUUGUGCUCAAAAUUUAAACAAUAAAUGACUGAACUUAUGGGUGAGCUUAAUUCUUCAGAUGUACACUUUGUUAGAUGCAUAAAACCAAAUGAAGAAAAGAAAAAAGAUCAUCUUAUUCAAGGCUAUGUGAUGCAGUAAAUAAGAUACUUAGGAGUUUUGGAGUCUAUAGAAGUCAGAAAACAUACAUAUCCAGUCAGAAAAACUUAUCAAGCCUUCUUCAUUUAAUAUAGGGUUUGCUCAGAUGUUUUAGAAUUUUCAAAAAGAACAGAUUAUUAAAAAUUAUGUUAAGAAAUUUUAAUUGAGUGCUUUAAAAGCGUUUCUGACAAAUAAGUUUUAUAUGGAUAGUCUAGGAUAUAUCUCAAGCAGGAAUUUGAAAUUUAACUUGAGAAACUUAAAUAAAAUUGCAUUAAAAAAAAACAAACAGCUGCUACUAUAUCCAUCCAAAAAAUAUUCAGAAGGCUUCAGUUAGAAAAAAAACAGAGAAAGAGUAUUCAAAUUAUAAGAUCAAUAUUUAAAUAAGUUUUGUUAAACCAUUUGUAUAAAGGUUUUGAGAAGAUAAAAUCUAAAGCUAAGGAAUAAACUUUUAUAAAAUUCUAUAAGAAAAUAGAUUAUUUCUUUAAAGUUAAUAAAGCAAUCUCUUUUUAUGCUAUAAAAGAGUUUUAUCUCAAAGUUAAAGCUGUAGAGGAAAUAGAAAGGAAAAAAUCUAUUUAUAGAUAAUAAGAAGACAUAAAAUUAAAGUAAUAAUCUUAAUAAAAUCUUACAAACUCAACUGAUUAAAGCUCAAAAAGACUUUCCUAGACUUAAAAUAAUAGCAAUAAUUUGUAAUCGAAUUCAAUGAACCACAAUAUUAUAUUAAGCGAUCAAUAUGAUAAAAACUUUUCCACAAACAUGAGCAAUUCAGCCUAUUUUACUUCUUAAGUUGAACCAAAUGGAGCAGUUAUAGAUUCUAACAAAUUCUACUACCAAGAUAAUUAAUAAAAUCUCUAUGUUACUAAUUAGAACGUUGACAUAAACAAUUAUAAUACUAAAAAUAUCUAAGACUGGAAUUAGUUUGCCUUUUAAGAUCCAGACUAAUUUGGUGAUAACACAAUUUUCAUUCCAAGACCAACAGAGGAAGAAAAUUAGAAUGCAGAGAAAUUGGCUAAACUGUUAUCUUCUAACUCUCCUGAAACAAUAGAAGAAAUUGAUGAAAAAGCAGAUGAUUGCUACUUUAAGCUGGAAGAUAUUGAAGUAGAUUAAUACCAUGAGAUUAAAAAGUUUGAUAUGAUAGCCUUCUAUAAACAACAUUUAAAUAUAAGAAAAAAUUAUUUUGGGGUUAAAAAGGAUGAAAAAGAAAUACUUUCUUAUUAAAAAAAAUGUCUGAGCAAAGGUACUCUAAUAUAAGUAAACGAUGAAGAGAAAAAGGCAGCCAUUUCACACUUUUAAUUCUUGCUAGAACUAAUGAAAUUAGAAAAAUAUGACGAUUCUAAAUUAGUAUCUAUCCACAUUUAAGAUUUGAAUUUAGUCAGCCUGAAAAAAUCGACUUAAUUUUAUAACGAAGUAACAACUCAAAUCAUAAAGUAGUUAAAUAAAAAUAAGAAAGAAUCUGAAAGUUAUUUAAUUCUUUAAUAUUUGAAGGUCUUCCUGUAUUGUUUUACUCCUGACGAUGAUUUUUUAAAGGCUUUAAUGCAUUUCCUCAUUUUUUAUUUAUAUGAAAACUAAUGGAAAGAUAACAUGAAAAUUAAAAACUACAUACUUUAUAUAAUUCCAUCAAUUAUUAGAAAAAUAGAUUAAGAGAAUCCAAGGAAAUAACUAUUUACAUUGCUCAUCCCUUAGUACGAAAUUAAUGCAUUAAUUCUUUAGAAUAAACUUUGUCUUCCUAUUGCUUUUUGUACAGGUAUAAGCAUUUAAGUCUGUGCAGAUUCUUGGGACACAGUGGAGUAAUUAAAGUAAAAGAUCAUGAAGCAAGUAUAGAUAAAUACUGACAGAAUAAAACCGAAUUACUUGCAACUUUUUGAGCUGCAAUUUAUAGAGGAAAAUAAAACAAUUGAAAAAAUGCUCUUGCCUGAUCAGUAUAUUUGGGAUAUUUUAUAUUUAUAAAAUCAAAAACAAAUUUAAAAGGUUUAAUCCAUGAAAGAAAAAGGAAAUUAUAAUUAAUAAAUGUAGUAGAAAGAAUCUGAACAGUAUAUUAUAUCAAUAUUUAUGAUUAAAGUUUUAUUUCCUUUUACUCUCUAUCCAGACGACAUAGCAGGUAUAAGCCUUUAAUUCAGCUAGGUAUUUUUCGAUAUCUACGUGGGAAAAUAAAUCAUAGAUGAAGUAGAAAAAAUUAUAUAAUUAAGUGCUUUACUUAAGAUUAUAAAUAAUUGCCACUCAGACCAAGAAACUAUGAACUCUCUUCCAUUAAUUAUGCAACAAGAAUCUAGACAAGAAGUGAUUGGACCUAUCAAUAAGGAGUACGAAAGAAUUAAAGGUCUUUUCAAUGUCCUCCAAGCAAAAUAUAUGUACUUGAUGAUUGCAAAAGAUAAUAAAUACUAUUUAGGUCUUUAAAUCGAAGUGAAGUAUAUUCCUCCUGAAAUAGAAAUUUAGGAUUACUAAUGUAAAUUGAAAACCGAGUCUGAAAACGAAUUUAAUUGCAGCUAUGUAGAAGUGAUAUUAGUACUAAAACCAACCUACUUUUUUAUAGUUACAUCUGAAAGCAAAAAGAUAAUAAUAGAAUACUCAUACUAAGACAUAGAAAGGUGGGGAAGAAGCAAAUAUGAUCUUUAAGAUCACAUCCUUAUUUAGACCAAAGGAGGAAUCAAACACUUAAUACAAUCAAAAUACUCUGCUUAAAUAUUAUUCUAUUUCUAAGAAUCCAAAAAUUUAAUGUAAUAGGCUUAUAAUAAUAUCAUUGAUGAUGAAAAUGAAGAGAAUAGACUUGCAAACAAUCAAUUAAUUUAGUAAUUUUUGGAAUACUAUUAAAAUAACAAUGAGCAAGAAAAUUAAUAAUGA
This is a messenger RNA of Tetrahymena thermophila SB210, 4929 nucleotides long. RefSeq names its product myosin head protein. The transcript has 6 exons. Gene Ontology annotation, biological process: actin filament organization; vesicle transport along actin filament. Gene Ontology annotation, cellular component: cytoplasm; vesicle; actin cytoskeleton. NCBI's taxonomy places the organism in Eukaryota, Ciliophora, Oligohymenophorea, Hymenostomatida, Tetrahymenidae. Gene Ontology annotation, molecular function: ATP binding; actin filament binding; microfilament motor activity. The record is from RefSeq and is a predicted model, not a curated record.